AUGGCCGUUACAUGCUCAAAUGUGGACUCGUAUGCAGAGUGUUUAGCGGAAUUACCUGGAAGCAGUAAGAUUUGUUGCUGUGAGGAAGCGAAUUGCAAUGGAAUUGAAUAUUAUGACGAUGGCAGCGAUAGCAAAAAUGCGAUUAAAAGCAAUGGCACUUCUGAAUCCCCGCAACCAUCAGAAGCAUCUACAAACGGGCAAAUCGAUUCAGAUAAUGUUACCAGCAAUGAUCGCGCUACAUUAUCACUCACAGUUGCG
This is a messenger RNA of Anisakis simplex (herring worm), 258 nucleotides long. The record is from the annotation of a GenBank genome assembly. NCBI's taxonomy places the organism in Eukaryota, Metazoa, Nematoda, Chromadorea, Rhabditida, Anisakidae.